AUGAAGCUCAUUUCGAUUGGAUCGUUGUUUGUAAUUUUUCUACUGACUGGAUCAUUAAACUGUGAUAAAGAAGACUACGACAACGAUUUUGCUGAGUUUGAGGAUUUUGAUACAGAUGAUGACUUCGUAAAGGUUGCGGCCGAUCGAAAUGAAGCAGAUAGAAAAGGCAGUGGCGUAGAUAAAUCAGAAGGAGCUGCACUUGGUGGCAACGGCUUUGCAGGUGAAGACGCCGAAGAUGAUGGAGUUGUAGAAGAUGAAGAUAGUGAAUUUGAUCAUUUUGAGGAUGAAGAAGAAUUCGAGGGAUUCAACAAAGACUCUUCAACACCACCAGUUUUCGACCAGAAAACUGGCGAGCCAAAACUCACCGUGGCCAAGGUGCCAUUGCACUUUGGAGCCCACUGGAAAUCAUAUUGGAUGGAAAUGAUUGCAAUUGCUGGAUUGUUAGCCUACUUUGCAAACUAUUUCGUCGGUCGAAAUAAAAAUUCGAAAAUUGCCAGUCUCUGGCUACAGACUCAUCGGCAAUUGCUCGAAGACAAUUUUGCUGUGAUCGGCGAUGACACGCAAAAAGAACGCGAAGGCCCAGACGGUUUCAUUAAAGAAAGCGAAAGUGUGUAUACUCUUUGGUGCAGCGGUCGCACAUGCUGCGAAGGCAUGUUGGUCGAAUUGAAAUUGAUCAGACGCCAGGAUUUGGUGGCCAUCGUUUCCGAUUUGAUGAAACCAUCACAAGACCAAUUGCAUAUCAAAAUUGAACUCUCACCUGAAAUUAUGGAUCCGUUUGUGUUCUGCGUCGCAUCGAAACGUACAGCUUCGAAAUUCUUUAAGGAAAUGUAUGAUUUGAGUAAAUUCUGUAUUCUAGUCAAUAAUCCUGAAUCUAAGUACAAUGUGCCAAGCGGAUUCGCGGUGCUCUCGGAAAUACCAGAAGCGUCAAGCGCUAUUCUCGAUUCACGUGUUUCAGCCAUGCUGUCCAAAUACAGCCACUUAAUUGAUUAUAUUUAUGUUUCGGAUCAGUACAACGGUGCCAUUUCGCAAGAGGACACAAGCCAACAACUGAAAAUGCCCGAUGUGAAGAGUCAACUCUUGCUUGGAUUCAAUUUGCCCAAGGCAAACGAUAUGGAAUCGGCCAAACCGUUGAUGGUUCUCGUAUUCUACUUGCUCGAAAAAAUUAAGCGAUACCGUUUAUCAAAGGAAGGCCAACAGAAAGCUGACAAAAACCGUGCACGAGUCGAAGAAGAGUUCAUGAAGAGCACUCACGCUGCUAGAGCCGAAGCCGCCGCACAGCGUCGUGAAGAAAAACGUAAAUUGGAAAAGGAACGAGUGAUGGCCGAAGAGGAUCCAGAGAAGCAACGCCGUUGGGAGAAGAAAGAACAGAAGCGCCAACAAAAGCGCAACCAACCAAAAAUGAAGCAACUUUCAGUGAAAGCCUUGUAAAUGAUACUUCGUAAAGUACAAUCAUAAUCGCAAGCAAUUUUACUGUAAGAGAUUUUGUCUUUAGUAUUGUUUUUUCUUUCCGUUUCAACACAUUAGAAUAAGGUAUAUACUCUAUACACUCACGACAAAAUAAUAAAUCGUCGCAAAUACCAUUAAUAAUCCUGCAUUUAUAUUGAGUCGUACGAAACCUUUACAUUGACUUCAAAUCCUAUCUACCAAAUUUAAUACACAAAUUGCAUUGAUUCAAUAAUAAGGUCGAGUUGUAACCUUUCAAAUUUAGCAUAGUUUCUAUGUGUAAAUCUGAAAUUCGAUUGAACCAAUAAAAAAAAGAAAAAGAAAAUCACAAA
This is a messenger RNA of Sitodiplosis mosellana (orange wheat blossom midge), 1775 nucleotides long. Its product is annotated as PAT complex subunit CCDC47. Lineage: Eukaryota; Metazoa; Arthropoda; Insecta; Diptera; Cecidomyiidae. Bases 1 to 1428 code for a protein of 475 amino acids. Gene Ontology annotation, molecular function: calcium ion binding. Gene Ontology annotation, biological process: endoplasmic reticulum calcium ion homeostasis. The record is from RefSeq and is a predicted model, not a curated record. The transcript is spliced from 3 exons. Gene Ontology annotation, cellular component: endoplasmic reticulum.